Molecule: messenger RNA, 1230 nt
Organism: Sparassis crispa
Lineage: Eukaryota; Fungi; Basidiomycota; Agaricomycetes; Polyporales; Sparassidaceae
Exons: 9
Coding region: 1-1230 (409 amino acids)
Molecular function (GO): tRNA (cytidine-N3)-methyltransferase activity
Source: RefSeq, a predicted model, not a curated record
AUGCAGUCUGAACACGCUGGCAGUGGGAGCUCUAGGAUUCCCAAAACCACGUCAUCUGUCCACGACGUGAAGGCGGAGAACCCACCCUUCGGAUCUAGAUUCCUCACAGAAGAAGCAGAUGUAUGGAGCCAAAACGCAUGGGACCACGUCCCUCCUCCAGAAGGGCAUCAAGAGGUCAUCGCCGCAGCGCUAGCGCGACAAAAGAUAUCUCCUGUGCCUGAUACUGAGAAGUCGAAGUACAAUGACAGACCGUCUCGGCACUGGGAUAAUUUCUACAAGAUGAACUCCGGCAAUUUCUUCCGGAACAGAAAAUGGCUGCAUCUUGAAUUUCCUGAGCUCGUUGAGGCAGCUGACGCUGAGGCAGGGUCCAUGACGGUUGCCGAAAUCGGCUGUGGCGCAGGCAACGCAGUGUUUCCCCUGCUGUCCGCCAACAGCAACCCCCAGCUCGUCCUACUAGCCUUCGACUACUCUUCACACGCUGUAAAAUUGGUACAAACGAAUCCGCUAUAUGUGGACCCCCCUGUCGGUCAGAUCAGUGCGGCGGUUUGGGACCUAUCAUCUCCCGCCUUGCCCCGAGGCGUUGAGCCCGAGAGCAUCGACAUCAUCAUACUCGUCUUUGUCCUCAGUGCGCUGCAUCCAAAUGAAUGGUCCUGUGCCAUCUCGAACAUCUAUGAGAUGCUUAAGCCUGGUGGCCUGAUUCUUUUCCGCGACUAUGGGCGGCAUGACCUUGCGCAGCUGCGGUUCAAGGGUGGGCGCCUCCUUGAUGACAACUUCUACGUUCGCGGUGACAAAACGCGCGUAUACUUCUUCGAGAUCGACGAGCUUGCGCUGCUCUUCACCGGCUCGCUCGCGCCGCAGUCUGCAAAGGCUACCAAAGGUGUCAAGAUAAUUGAAGACAAUGACGACAAUGACGACCUCGACACGCCGCCGGCUCACUCGGGCGCGCCUUUGCCACCGGUUUCAUUCCCAUCUACGCCUCCCCUACUCGAAUCAGCAGUAGAAGGCGGGUCUAUAUCGGCUGAGGAGCAGCAGGCUCGUUUCCUAUCGCCAACGGCCUUCAUACACCCAUCUCUCAUCCCGGCGCCAGCUGCAAAUGAUCGAUUGGCGCGGCAUCCCCUGUUCGCUAUCGAGCAGCUUGGCGUCGACCGUCGACUGAUCGUGAAUAGGAAACGGCAGCUCAAGAUGUAUCGGGUAUGGAUGCAGGGUAAGUUCCGCAAGCUGGAACGGUAG